AUGUCAGAUGCAUACACUGUCCCAAUUGCAGUGUUUCUUUUCUCUCAGACUUCUUGGCUCGUAUCAUUUUCUCUCAGCAGACUUGGUUUAUUGACAGACCAGUUUGCUGUCUUCGUUGCUGGUGUCAUUUGUCUUGUUCUUCUAAUUGGUGGCCCAUUACUUCUUUUUCGACGAUAUUUCAAACGAGUUGAUCCCUUAAUGUGUGUUUUCAGUGCAUUCACAUGGAGUUGUAUGAUUGAUCUGAGCAUCGGUCUGGAGCUGGAUGGUUUCAUCUCUAACUUCAUGGGAUUUUACUUUGUUGAAGGAGAACCAUAUCUGAUGACAGCACAUGGUGCCGCUAUAGAUUACUGGGACGGGAUUGUCCAUUUUGCUUUGUAUUUAACAAUGAUUACUCUCUACUGUAAAAAAAAAAGUUAUCGUGAGGUUGGUCUAUACUGGGUUGGCACAAUGCUGGACAGCAUGAUUGUUCUCCUUCAAGGUGGAACUGCAGGAAAUCACCCAUUCAAGCUAUCAAUUAUGCUGAACAUUCCAUAUGUAUUGUUACCUCUUCUUGCUGCUUUUAAGUUUCUGCAUGACCGGCCUUCUCAAGCUGAAACUUCUGAAAAGGUUCAGAUCAGCAAGAAGCAUCCACUCGACCUUCUGUUCAUUAUUUAUUUUAUUGCUGCAAUAUUUAUUGCUGUCUUCCGGACUAUGGCUGUCCUUGGUGGUACUGCAGAAAGCAUGAAAGAGUAUUUACAAGUAUAUGAGCCAUAUUUGUUAGAUCCAACAAACUUUCCAAAGUUUCAGAUCAUUACAUAUGGAUACUUCUUUUUUACCUAUUAUCUGAGUGCUGUCUAUGGAUUACUACAUCCUGGACAACAGUGGAUGACUGACUGGUCUCUGAUUCAUGCCGGGGCUGCUGCACAGGCACAGUUCUCUUACAUGUUUGGCGCAUGUCAUCACCUAACACCCAAGGCCUUUCAGUGUCCCCGUGCAGGAGUACCGGCACUUGUAUUCUGGACAGUCAACUUGACACUGUUUGUUGUGCCUCAUCUGUUUGCGUGGUGGUGCUUGCAGAAUACUAACAGAUUUGGGCGCACUCAAAUUAUUGAACACUCAAAAUCAAGAGUAGAGAAUAUUAAAAAGCACCGGAAGGAUAAAUAA
Candidula unifasciata is the source of this 1143-nucleotide messenger RNA. The record is from the annotation of a GenBank genome assembly. NCBI's taxonomy places the organism in Eukaryota, Metazoa, Mollusca, Gastropoda, Stylommatophora, Geomitridae.